Molecule: messenger RNA, 1964 nt
Organism: Antechinus flavipes (yellow-footed antechinus)
Lineage: Eukaryota; Metazoa; Chordata; Mammalia; Dasyuromorphia; Dasyuridae
Exons: 3
Coding region: 1-1560 (519 amino acids)
Source: RefSeq, a predicted model, not a curated record
AUGACUCCUGCUAGAGAUUUCUCCUACUUUAAACCAUAUUCCAUUUACUUCUCUGUUUACCUAGCCCAGCUCCCAAUAGGAUAUAACUACCUGAGUGGUCCUAUCUCAUUUUUAUCUUUGUAUCUAAGGAUCUGGCAGGUAGUAGGUGCAGUGGAUAGAGCUUUCUCCUUCUUUAAAUCAUCUUCCAUUCACUUCUCUGUUUACCUAGCCCAGUUCCCAAUAGGAUAUAACUACCUGAGUGGUCCUGUCUCAUUUUUGUCUUUUUAUUUAAGGAUCUGGCAGGUAGUAGGUGCAGUGGAUAGAGCUUUCUCCUUCUUUAAAUCAUCUUCCAUUCACUUCUCUGUUUACCUAGCCCAGCUCCCAAUAGGAUAUAACUACCUGAGUGGUCCUGUCUCAUUUUUGUCUUUUUAUUUAAGGAUCUGGCAGGUAGUAGGUGCAGUGGAUAGAGCUUUCUCCUUCUUUAAAUCAUCUUCCAUUCACUUCUCUGUUUACCUAGCCCAGCUCCCAAUAGGAUAUAACUACCUGAGUGGUCCUGUCUCAUUUUUGUCUUUUUAUUUAAGGAUCUGGCAGGUAGUAGGUGCAGUGGAUAGAGCUUUCUCCUUCUUUAAAUCAUCUUCCAUUCACUUCUCUGUUUACCUAGCCCAGCUCCCAAUAGGAUAUAACUACCUGAGUGAUCCUGUCUCAUUUUUGUCUUUUUAUUUAAGGAUCUGGCAGGUAGUAGGUGCAGUGGAUAGAGCUUUCUCCUUCUUUAAAUCAUCUUCCAUUCACUUCUCUGUUUACCUAGCCCAGUUCCCAAUAGGAUAUAACCUGAGUGAUCCUAUCUCAUUUUUGUCUUUUUAUUUAAGGAUCUGGCAGGUAGUAGGUGCAGUGGAUAGAGCUUUCUCCUUCUUUAAAUCAUCUUCCAUUCACUUCUCUGUUUACCUAGCCCAGCUCCCAAUAGGAUAUAACUACCUGAGUGGUCCUGUCUCAUUUUUGUCUUUUUAUUUAAGGAUCUGGCAGGUAGUAGGUGCAGUGGAUAGAGCUUUCUCCUUCUUUAAAUCAUCUUCCAUUCACUUCUCUGUUUACCUAGCCCAGUUCCCAAUAGGAUAUAACCUGAGUGAUCCUAUCUCAUUUUUGUCUUUUUAUUUAAGGAUCUGGCAGGUAGUAGGUGCAGUGGAUAGAGCUUUCUCCUUCUUUAAAUCAUCUUCCAUUCACUUCUCUGUUUACCUAGCCCAGCUCCCAAUAGGAUAUAACUACCUGAGUGAUCCUGUCUCAUUUUUGUCUUUUUAUUUAAGGAUCUGGCAGGUAGUAGGUGCAGUGGAUAGAGCUUUCUCCUUCUUUAAAUCAUCUUCCAUUCACUUCUCUGUUUACCUAGCCCAGCUCCCAAUAGGAUAUAACUACCUGAGUGAUCCUGUCUCAUUUUUGUCUUUUUAUUUAAGGAUCUGGCAGGUAGUAGGUGCAGUGGAUAGAGCUUUCUCCUUCUUUAAAUCAUCUUCCAUUCACUUCUCUGUUUACCUAGCCCAGCUCCCAAUAAGAUAUAACUACCUGAGUGGUCCUGUCUCAUUUGUUCUUUGUAUCUAAGAGUCUGGCAGAUAGGGGGGUGUAGUAGAUAGAGCACUGGUCGUAAUCACUAAGACAGCUUCAUGAGUUCAAAUCCAGCUCAGGCGCUUACUAGCUGUGUGACUCUAGACAAGUUACUUAACCCUACUUGCCUCAGUUUCCUCAUCUGUAAAAUGAACUGGAGAAGGAAAUAGCAAACUGUGCUUUGCUAACAAAAUCCCAAAAGGGUUCAUCAAGAGCCAAACAUAUCUGUCGGUCUAUGACAGGGCCUGACACACGUGUUUAAAAAAUACUUUAAAAAUUGAAUAUUAAGAUAGUAAUUGAACCCAAAGGUCGAAGCCAAGUCUUCUAAAAUCAAAUCCGAUCUCUUUUUUUCUCACAUGGCACCAUAUAUCUUCUCUUGAACGGGCCUGCUGUUAAGUCCA